This is a messenger RNA of Fomitopsis serialis, 1549 nucleotides long. RefSeq lists its product as uncharacterized. Lineage: Eukaryota; Fungi; Basidiomycota; Agaricomycetes; Polyporales; Fomitopsidaceae. The record is from RefSeq and is a predicted model, not a curated record. The transcript has 7 exons. Bases 217 to 1470 code for a protein of 417 amino acids.
GAAACAAAGCACAAGGUAGACCGUGACGGCCGUUGUUGUAUCCUGUCUCCCGACGUCGAACCUCUUCGUUGGGCAAUCACCAAAAGCCCAGGGUGAUACUCCCCCAAGUUCCACUCCUACGACGACUCGGGACGUUUGCACAAAUUGCAGUCACUUUGAUCUCUCCUGGCGCCGAUCAGGAUCCGUUGCAGAAGACCCGGAUUCAGAAGCGACGCCAUGAGCGCUACUACAUUGCAUAUCCAUUACCGAGGCCAAAAGAUCCGGACAAUGAAGGACGAUAAGCAGCCCGUCUCUGUGUUCCUCGACGCUUUCAUUAGCGAUGACCUGAAGACACUUGGGUUUCCUAUUCUUGAUGAUUGCAUCUGUAAGGGCCUGUCCGGAUUAGCGGUGUGCACGUGGAGGACCGAGCGGGACUUGGACCUGAAAGCACGUAUCUCCAUCGCCUUCGACGCAAUCGAUGCUGAUUUCUUACCCGAGCUUAGUAUUUCUAUGGUAGGCUUGAAGGCGGAGGGUAGAUGCCAAUAUAUCACUGCACCGGGCGUGAAGGGCCCGUCUAUGGCGACACAGAAAUUAACCGCUGCGACUACUCGGUCGGUACAUCCAGCUUCGACUGGCAGAAUCCAGAGUGCACCAAGAACCUACGCUCUAUCGAGGAUGGCCCCGUUGCCCAUCGGUCCACCCACCAGCGCGGCUUUCUCACGAAAAGCACGUUUCGACGAUACAUCGCAACGGUUCGAUAGCCCCCGCAACCCCUUAGCAAACGCACACUCUGGCUUGGCGACGCACACAACUCGGAUGGAAGGAGCCAGUCCGCAGCCCGUCGCGGAAGCAGGCCCGUCGACCAGAAUCAAAGUAGAGGAGAAGGAGAAGAGCGAUGGCAUGGCCCUUCGAGCACCGACCCCUCCUAAGCAAUCAUACGCAGCCACUACCCACGGCACCGAGCGCACCUCUCCGCAGACCCCCAUGUCCAGAGCGUCGUCUUCUCCGCGGGCACACCCUUCUAUCCUGUCGACCUGGAGCGCCGCAUCGAGCAUGAGCUCUGUGAUGCCCGGAGACAGCGUCGGCAACCUGACACGCGAGGUGUGGGACGUAAGACGGGAGCUCUCCGCCCUCGUCGCCCGGGAGGACCGCCUUGUACGGGACCUAGAACGGUUGGGAGCGCGUCCCGUGCCAGAGCCUUCAAUGGCCCCCAGGCCCGCGGACGCCCGCGCGGAAGUGCGCAAGACGAUGGACGACGAGGCCAGCGGCCUCCGCGCGCGACUGGGGGCCGAGUCGGAGGCGAGGAGGGCGGCGGAGUCCGCGCUUCAGCAAGAGCGGCGGCGGCGCGAGGCUGCGGAGUGGGCCGUGGCCGACGUUCGCCGAGAAUGCAGCGGGCCGUUCGUCGUACCGGCGCUCAUGGACGCGUUCGUGGAGAUAUCGCGCCUCAGCGGAGACGCUCUCGUCGCCGCAGAUUAUGGGGCGGGACCCUGAGGUGUCCGGUUGCAAGUAACAUCCUAUCUAUAUUUAAGUAUGUAUCCACGCGCACGGUUCGCUGUAUGGGAGUAUGCAU